AGGCCACAAGAGGCUUCCUUGUUCUAACCAAGAAGGCUCCAAGAAACCUCCAUUGAACUUAAAAUUUUCCACCCUUUAUAAUCUCCAUUUUCACUCUUCAUUUCCCACUCAAUUCAAUUCUUUCAUAAUAUUCAACCAACAAAAUCUCAUUUUUUUCAAAUUCUACUUUUUAAAAAUGGAUUCUUCUUCACUAGAUAUGAUAAGGCAACAUCUUCUUGAUGAUGUUGUUUUCAUGGAAAAUUAUUGUUCCUCUUCUUCAUCAUCAGAAACAAGUAGUACCCUUUAUUCUCAAACCUCAUUGAAUUCGGAAUCUUUAGAAUCAUUAACCUCUGAGAUCAAACUUGAAAGCAAUUUCUCUUUUUAUCCUGAUUUCAUCAAUACAGCUCAAAGUUUAAAUCUUGAAUCUGCCUCUCGUUUGUUCGAUAACUCAACAAUUGAAUUCCAAGCUAAACCCCAAAAGAAAAGAAGUUUCAAUGAUCGAAAACCUUCGUUAAACAUUUCAAUUCCUUCUGUCAAGAAAACAGAGGAACCAAAAACAGGGGAAGUAAAAACAGAGUACUCUGUUCAGAAAAUGGUGGAAAAUUCGGAGAAAAAGCGAUACAGAGGAGUGAGACAAAGGCCAUGGGGGAAAUUUGCAGCGGAGAUUCGUGAUCCAACUAGAAAGGGGACACGGGUUUGGUUAGGAACAUUCGGUACUGCAAUCGAUGCAGCUUUGGCAUAUGACAGAGCAGCAUUUAGGCUCAGAGGGAGUAAAGCAAUCAUGAAUUUCCCACUUGAAGUAAGCAAUUUCAAGCAAGAAAAUCAUGAGAUUGAGAAAAAUGUAGUAAGUUUGAAUUUGAAUACGAAUUCUUGUGGGAAAAGGGUAAGAGGAGAAAUGGAGAAUGAUGACAGAGUUGUGGUGAAGAAAGAGGUGAAAAGAGAACAAAUGGUAGCAACUCCAUUAACACCUUCAAAUUGGUCUUCAAUUUGGGAUAGUGGAAAUGGAAAAGGUAUUUUUGAAGUGCCACCUUUGUCACCAUUAUCACCACAUCCAAGUUUUGGUUACUCUCAACUUUUGGUUUCAUAGUGAAAUGACCAAAAAAAUCCACUUGAAUAUGUUAUGGAAUAUUGUAUAGCAGAAUGAUAUUGCUGUCACGAUCCACUGAGAUUUAGACCUCUGUUGUGUCGAUCCACUGAGAUUUAACCCUCUGUUGUGCCGAUGAUUCCUAAAAUGAAAUAUUUUGAACAAGUAUGAGGUGAUUUCAAGUUGUAAAAAGGAAUUUACCUUUUGGAAAUUUGGAUAAAAGUAUUUGAAGAUUAGCAUAUGUACAAAUGAAGAAACAUGGAGUGAUGGAGGGAGAAUGGAAGUGUUUUGAAUCAUGGAUAUUUUUUAUUAUUUUUUAUUUCAUUGAUUAAUCUUUUUUUUCAUGUAAAUAUGAAUUUUAAUUUGGUUGGUUUAUUUAUGGGAAAAGGUUCAAAUAUAUUCCUA
Solanum tuberosum (potato) is the source of this 1468-nucleotide messenger RNA. RefSeq names its product ethylene-responsive transcription factor 5. NCBI's taxonomy places the organism in Eukaryota, Viridiplantae, Streptophyta, Magnoliopsida, Solanales, Solanaceae. The record is from RefSeq and is a predicted model, not a curated record. Bases 176 to 1066 code for a protein of 296 amino acids. Gene Ontology annotation, biological process: ethylene-activated signaling pathway; regulation of DNA-templated transcription. The transcript has a single exon. Gene Ontology annotation, molecular function: DNA binding; DNA-binding transcription factor activity.